This is a messenger RNA of Candidula unifasciata, 1137 nucleotides long. The record is from the annotation of a GenBank genome assembly. NCBI's taxonomy places the organism in Eukaryota, Metazoa, Mollusca, Gastropoda, Stylommatophora, Geomitridae.
AUGUCGAGCGAACGACUAAAUAGAUUAGAAAUUUCUAAUCCAGUGCUGCAAAGUGCCACUAGCAGUCGUGUUAACCCAGCGUUUAAAGACGGGACGAACAGUUCAUCCACUGGAGAUUUGCUGAAGGGAGAUCAUCCCCAGAGUGGGUCAAAUGAGCUGCAAGGUGUUGACAGACUGCAGAUGAAGUACGCUUCACCAGAUAAUCUUCAAGUACCCCAGAUGACAACGCAAAUCACCAUUGCCAAUAUUGAAGCCCAGAAUGGUAAAACCAAUGGCAGCUCUUCGGCAUUUUCCGAUACGUCUUCGGAUGUUUCCGACGUCACCGGCCCUCUUCCUAGUAGCUCGACGCCUGGCUCAGCAUUUGUAGUGCCUGUCAUUGAAGGCGUCACGGAGGAAAAUAUUAACCAGGUGGAUAUGUUCUAUCGCAGUCACAAGACAGAAGUGAAAGUCUGUCGAUCAUUAGCAAAUCUCUACGUAUCUGCCCCAAAAUCCAAAGAAAGAACCACAAGCCCCGCAAUGCAACAACACAACAAAUCUCCUAAAGACAAAAAAUCUAAAUCGUCUGAGACUCCAGCACCCACUCCGCCUGAUCCUUCAGAUUUCUCGAAAGACGAAUGGGAAUUUUCAAAGACGGGAAUACCCGUUCUUGUAUUAGACACAGGUGAUCAUAUCAGAGAAAGGCGCUUGAGGAUCGUUCUUGCGGAGAAAGGAACUGGCUUCACACUUUGGCAGGAUCAGUUCAAUCACUUUACAGAAUACAAAACUCCACACGCCAACUUCCACACGAUCACUUUGUCAACAGACUCCACACGACUAAUCGGACUCAGCUUCGACGAAGACAAAGCUGCAACGGAAUUUGCUGAAGCAGUCCAAGGCUUCACUUCCAACGCAGAUGAUGACCUAUUCAACCUCAGUAAAAAAAAGAAGAAGGAGAAAUGCAAAGAGAAAUAUAAACCGCCCAAAAAGGUGGACAUUUCUCAACCUGUUUGUUUCGUGCAUGUGACAAAAUUACAAAAACCGGAUCUGCUCUUCCCUCCACCACCUGGAGGAUUCGAACUGACUCGUUCAGGAAUGUCCAGAGCUGCUAGUGAAAGUUCUGGAAUUUCAGAAUGCUCCUCGACACCCUCAGAUCAUUGA